UGCUCUGCAGGUCCGAGGAACUGUAAGGAUCUAUUGGACUUAGGACUGACCCUUACGGGGUGGUAUUACAUAUAUCCAGAUGGAAGUCCUCUGAGAGUUAUGUGUGACAUGGAGACAGAUGGUGGGGGAUGGAUUGUAUUCCAGAGGCGCUGGGAUGGCUCAGUGGACUUUUACCGUGACUGGGAAGGCUAUAAAAAAGGAUUUGGGAAUCAGUGGAGUGAAUUCUGGUUGGGAAAUGAAAAUAUUCACACCCUAACUGCUAACGGUAAUUUCCAGCUCCGUGUAGAUCUUGGAGAUUUUGACAACAAUCACACGUAUGCCACCUAUGAUGGAUUCUCACUUGGAGAUGAGUCAGAACAGUACAACCUCUCUCUGAACAAGUACACCGGGGGUUCUGCAGGUGACUCGCUCUCUUACCACAAAAAUCAGUUGUUUUCUACCAAGGAUACAGGCAAUGAUGGCAGCCGAAAGUCCAACUGUGCUGUUUUUUUAUACUGCUCCCUGGUGGCACAAAGCCUGUUAUGA
This is a messenger RNA of Staurois parvus, 525 nucleotides long. NCBI's taxonomy places the organism in Eukaryota, Metazoa, Chordata, Amphibia, Anura, Ranidae. The record is from the annotation of a GenBank genome assembly.